Messenger RNA from Punica granatum (pomegranate), 2510 nucleotides. NCBI's taxonomy places the organism in Eukaryota, Viridiplantae, Streptophyta, Magnoliopsida, Myrtales, Lythraceae. The record is from RefSeq and is a predicted model, not a curated record.
AAUCAAUGAAAAAUCAUCAGCUCAUGCAAAUCAAACUCAGAGAACCAUCUCCACCUCCCCACUGUCUCUCUUUCUCUGCAUCGCUUGCGCGCUCGAAUCGCCACCUCCUUGGCCGGAACUCCGCCUCUUUGCCCCUCGCUGGCGGCGCUCCGGCCACCGCCUCCCAUCCGCCGGGGCUCCGCCAGCCUGACGCCAUGUUUUUAGAUGGCGCGAGUGUCUAGAAAGUCCCCGAUGGGAAGCUCGCGUCUAUAACUCAUUCCGAUCUCUGGUUGUGAAUCGAAAUGAGAUUCUCGAGUUAAAAGGCUUAAAGCUGCGUCACAUUCGUUAGAUUUUGCGAUUCAAAACUCGUCGGCGGUCGUUGUCGCGGUCAAUCUCCCGAAAAAGGCUGCUCUUUUUGUGAAGGCAUAUUAAUAUAGUCAACUUAAACUGUGAAAUGGGGCUGAUCAAGAUGGCCCCAGUUUUUCAAAGACUAUUGGAGGGCAAAGCUGGAAUUUCUAGCAUUUUGGGGCAUGAAAAAUGUGAAAGCUACUUGCUUUUUGGAGCUGAAAGAGCUUUGGGAGAUGCAUUUCGGGCUUUCUUGUACUUUGUUGGUCUUGCUUACUGUUUUAUAGGAUUAUCAGCUAUAACUGCUCGUUUUUUCCGGUCAAUGGAAAAUGUUGUGAAGCAUACGCGUAAGGUGGUGGUACGAGAUCCUCACACAAACCUUGAAUCCGUGAAAUAUGAAAAAGUGUGGAACUACACCAUUGCAGACAUUACAUUGCUGGCAUUUGGGACCAGCUUUCCUCAAAUUUCUCUAGCCACUAUUGAUGCACUCCGAAACCUUGGGCAGAUAUAUGCUGGAGGUCUUGGACCAGGAACACUUGUCGGUUCUGCAGCAUUUGAUCUAUUUCCUAUCCAUGCUGUUUGUGUCGUGGUUCCUAAAGCUGGGGAAUUGAAAAAGAUAUCUGAUAUUGGAGUCUGGCUGGUUGAGCUCUUUUGGUCCUUCUGGGCUUACAUUUGGCUAUAUAUAAUACUUGAGGUAUGGACUCCUAACAUUGUUACGCUCUGGGAAGCUCUGUUAACAGUUUUGAUGUUUGGAUUGCUGCUGAUACAUGCAUAUGCUCAAGACAAGCGUUGGCCCUACUUGUCUCUUCCUCUGGCGAGAAGUGAAAGACCAGAGGAUUGGGUGCCGGAAGAGACGGAAUUAUAUAAAGAAGCGGGUAGUGCCUAUGAUGAGUCCCAUGAGAUCAAUCAAGUCGGCCAAGAUGGAAACCCUGGAAAUAUUGUUGACAUCUUUUCUAUUCAUUCCACCACUGAAACAGGUCCCAUAUAUCAAAAUGUGCCCACUAGUGAUGUAGCUGAAUCCUCCAAUCGACCUUUUCACAAGGAGAUCAAGUUGGAAGAGUUUCACGUGCUCUCAAUUUGGAAACAGCAAUUUGUGGAUGCGCUCAUGGUACCGUAUCUAACAAUGAAAAUUCAGAUUCUUGAAGAAUUAUUCUGCUAUAAUGGAUUGGAGAAACUUGUAUGGUCUUCCAAUCUCAUGAGGGUGCCUGCACACAUUCUAGAAAAAUUUCAAGAGCAAAGGACAGUAGAACCUCAAAAUCACAAUUUGACUGAUGUACUACUUUUGGAAAGUGCAGAAUCGAGGAAGUUGCACAGUGCAUGUCUACGGUUUGCAAGAUUAUCAUGGCAAUUGCUCCUUGCCCCAUGGAGGUUUCUUUUUGCUUUUGUACCUCCUUAUCAGAUUGCUCAUGGAUGGAUCGCUUUCAUUUGCUCUCUAAUCUUCAUCAGUGGGAUUGCUUAUGUUGUGACAAAUUUCACUGACCUAAUUAGCUGCACCACAGGAAUAAAUGCUUAUGUCAUAGCAUUUACAGCCCUAGCUGCUGGAACCUCUUGGCCCGAUUUAGUGGCUAGUAAGAUUGCUGCCGAGCGACAGACAACGGCAGACUCAGCAAUUGCAAACAUCACUUGCAGCAACUCGGUGAACAUCUACGUGGGCAUUGGAAUCCCAUGGCUGAUCGAUACCGCCUACAACUUCAUUGCAUAUGGAGAGCCCUUGAGGAUCCAGAAUGCAGCAGGUCUCAGCUUCUCUUUGCUCGUUUUCUUCUCCACCUCUGUAGGAUGCAUCGGAGUUCUCGUGCUGCGACGCCUCACCUUGGGUGCAGAGCUCGGAGGCCCAAGGUUCUGGGCUUGGGCGACCUCUAUAUACUUCAUGUUGCUUUGGCUCAUAUUCGUUGUUCUCUCCUCCCUUCGAGUUUCCGGUAUCAUAUAAGAGCAAAUAGCCAUUUGCCAGGUUAUUUGUGCUACAUUAUUUUUGUUCCUUCCCCAAUAUGCCCCCUAUUUGUAAUGCCUUGUAUCGAAUAAUCGAGUUGAUAGGAAGUAGAAUAUGCCAUUCGAUGUUUACAUUAUUUCGGCCUUAACACAGGCCCUUUACAGGUUCCGUACCACAUCCUCAAUUAGGAGGAAUACAUAUUUAUUUUAGACGAUUAUUCAACACAGCAUGCUGCUAUGCUAUUCAUUGGCAUGGGAAA